AUGACAUCAAGAGAAAUAGUCGAGUGCGCUUAUUGCAACAAGCGCGACCGUCGUGAUAAUUUCAAGAAGAAUAAACACUUCGAGAAGAAUCACCCUGGCCGCUUGGUCGCCUAUAAGACCCUAGAUACGGGCACUAUUCCCUUGAUGGAUUUUCUCUCCAAGAAGCGUAAGAGAGAUGAUGGUGAGUACAGCCUAAUCGCAUAA
This is a messenger RNA of Perkinsus marinus ATCC 50983, 204 nucleotides long. RefSeq lists its product as hypothetical. Bases 1 to 204 code for a protein of 67 amino acids. The record is from RefSeq and is a predicted model, not a curated record. The transcript has a single exon. NCBI's taxonomy places the organism in Eukaryota, Perkinsozoa, Perkinsida, Perkinsidae.